CACCGCUUCCUUUCUUCUUGCUUGUGCGGUGGUCCAAAAUGUCGCUGCUAGAGGGUCCGUUAAAUGUGCUCGGCCAGAGAACAACCGGCGAAUCUGUUCGCACUCAAAAUGUGAUGGCCGCGUCAUCCAUCGCCAACAUUGUAAAGAGCUCUCUGGGACCCGUCGGGCUUGACAAGAUGUUGGUGGACGACAUUGGAGAUGUGACCAUCACCAACGAUGGGGCCACCAUCCUGAAGCUGUUGGAAGUGGAACACCCAGCAGCCAAGGUUCUGUGUGAACUGGCAGAGCUGCAGGACAGAGAGGUUGGGGAUGGGACCACCUCUGUGGUGAUCAUUGCAGCAGAGUUGCUUAAGAGUGCAGAUGAAUUGGUGAAGCAGAGGAUUCACCCCACAUCAGUUAUCAGUGGAUAUCGUCUGGCUUGCAAGGAAGCUGUGCGAUACAUCAGUGAGAAUCUCACUAUCGGGACAGAUGACCUGGGCAGGGAAUGCCUGAUCAAUGCAGCCAAGACCUCCAUGUCUUCCAAAAUCAUUGGAGUUGAUGCAGACUUCUUUGCUGAGAUGGUAGUGGAUGCUACCUUGGCUGUGAAAUUUGUGGAUGCCAAGGGCAUGGCCAAAUAUCCCAUCAACUCGGUCAAUGUGCUGAAAGCCCAUGGUCGCAGCCAGAAGGAGAGUUUCCUGGUCAAUGGUUAUGCACUGAACUGCACAGUUGGCUCACAAGGCAUGGUUAAGCGUGUGGCCAAUGCUAAGGUCGCCUGCUUGGAUUUCAGCCUGCAAAAGACCAAGAUGAAGAUGGGAGUCCAGGUUGUCAUCAGCGACCCAGAAAAGCUUGACCAGAUCCGACAGAGGGAAUCUGAUAUCACAAAGGAGAGGAUACAGAAGAUACUGGCAUCAGGUGCCAAUGUUGUCCUGACCACCGGCGGGAUUGAUGACAUGUGUUUGAAGUACUUUGUGGAUGUGGGAGCAAUGGCUGUCAGAAGGGUGCUCAAGAAGGAUCUAAAACGCAUUGCCAAGGCAACAGGAGCCACCAUCUGCCCCUCCCUGACCAAUCUGGAGGGAGAGGAGACGUUUGAGGCCACCAUGUUGGGUCAGGCUGAGGAGGUAGUGCAGGAACGCAUCUGUGAUGAUGAGCUCAUCCUUGUCAAGAAUACCAAGGCACGCACAUCGGCCUCCAUCAUUUUGCGAGGAGCCAAUGACUUCAUGUGUGACGAGAUGGAGCGCUCCCUGCAUGAUGCCCUGUGUGUGGUGAAGAGGGUGCUUGAAUCCAAGUCUGUAGUGCCAGGUGGAGGUGCUGUGGAGGCGGCUUUGUCCAUCUACCUGGAGAACUAUGCCACCAGCAUGGGCUCCCGGGAGCAGCUGGCGAUUGCUGAGUUUGCUCGCUCUCUCCUGGUCAUCCCCAAGACUCUGGCUGUGAAUGCAGCGCAGGACUCCACUGACCUGGUGGCCAAGCUCCGCGCCUUCCACAAUGAGGCCCAGGUUAACCCUGAACGCAAGAACCUCAAGUGGAUUGGUCUGGACUUAGUGAAUGGUAAGCCGAGGGACAACCGCCAGGCUGGCGUGUAUGAACCUACCAUGGUUAAGACAAAGAGCCUCAAGUUUGCUACUGAGGCUGCUAUCACCAUUCUCCGUAUUGAUGACCUCAUCAAGCUAUUCCCUGAACAGAAAGAGGGUGGAUCCUCAUACAGGGACGCUGUGGCAUCAGGAUCACUGGAAGGUUAAGGCCCUGGUUAGCUCUGAUGUCUCAUGCUCUCUAGACACCUCUAGAUAAAGCAUAGGCAGCCAUGUGUCAUGGUAUGUCAAGAACACACACGUUUUCCUUGCAGUCAAUCACUACACCAGAGGACUUCACCUAUUGACACACCUUCAGCCAAAGAGGACAGACUAAUCAGAGAACACUGUAACAAUUGGUUGGAAAGAAAAAUCUAUAUGUUCUUGACACUCCAUGACAAAUGGUUUACACAGUACAUGAUUGCUUAUGCCAUGGAUGUGCUUUGUCUGAUCUAGAUUGAGAGCUGUAGUUCUGGUCUGCAAGGCUUAAUGUCUCUGUAUUUAUACAUUAAGAGCUGUUGAUGGUUGUCAUUGUGUAAGCCUUGCACUUUGCCCAUUUGCUGUUUUUUCCCCCACUCCUUUCAUGGCACAAGUUAAUUUCCAUGGAAACUGUAAUGAUUUUUUGGACUCCUGAAAAUAAAUCUCAAAUGUUGUAGGUGA
Molecule: messenger RNA, 2204 nt
Organism: Lampris incognitus (smalleye Pacific opah)
Lineage: Eukaryota; Metazoa; Chordata; Actinopteri; Lampriformes; Lampridae
Gene: tcp1
Product: t-complex 1
Exons: 12
Coding region: 39-1715 (558 amino acids)
Biological process (GO): protein folding
Cellular component (GO): chaperonin-containing T-complex
Molecular function (GO): ATP hydrolysis activity; ATP binding; ATP-dependent protein folding chaperone
Source: RefSeq, a predicted model, not a curated record